AUAAACUUUCAGUAUUUCAUGAAACUGAUACGACUAGUUGGAUAUAUGUAUGAAUAAUUGUUUCAUACAAUCCGUUCGUAUAAAGGGAAUUACAUAAUAAUGGGAAAAUAUGUUCUAGUACUAUUCUUUUUUUCGUAUAUAUAUCAAUUUGAUGGCGUACAAAUUGAUUCUCAUCCAGUUGUUCUAUGGCAUGGAAUGGGAGACAGUUGCUGCUUUUCAUUUAGUUUGGGACGAAUAAAAAAAUUGAUAGAGAAUAGGAUACCUGACAUUUAUGUGUAUUCCAUUCGACUGGGAAAUAAUGAAAUAGAGGAUGUCGAAAAUAGUUACUUUGGAAAUAUUAAUGAGCAAAUACAAGAAGUUUGUCAACAAUUGUUGAAAAAUGAACGUCUUAAAAACGGCUAUAAUGCAAUUGGAUUUUCUCAAGGUGCUCAAUUUCUGAGAGCGGUAAUUCAAAGAUGCCCCAAUCCCCCAGUUAAGAAUUUCAUCUCCUUGGGUGGUCAACAUCAAGGCGUUUUUGGAUUGCCAAAUUGUGGAACAUUGAAACCUAAGAUUUGCAACUAUAUAACUCGCAUGAUCAAAUAUGGAGCCUACUUACAAGCAGUUCAAGGAAAAUUUAUUCAAGCAACGUAUUGGCAUGAUCCAUACCAAGAAGAAGAAUAUAAAAAGAAAAGUAUGUUUAUGGCCGACAUCAAUAACGAGCGUUAUAUUAAUGAGACGUACAAAGAGAAUCUUCAGAGAUUACGUACCAUGGUACUAGUUAAAUUUACUAAUGAUACCAUUGUCAAGCCUAUAGAAACGGAAAUGUUUGGAUUUUACAAACCAGGACAGGGAUCGUUAAUUCAAACAUUGGAACAAUCUGAUUUAUAUCGUGAGGAUCGUUUAGGUUUGAAAAUGUUACACGAUUCUGGGAGAAUUCAUUUUCUUAAUGUACAUGGGAACCAUUUGCAAUUUACGGAAGACUGGUUUGUAGAUAAUAUAAUAAAAAAAUAUUUGUUAUAAGGAUUAAUAACAUUAAAUAAUGUAUAAAGAAUUAACCUUUUUAAAACAAAUGUUAUGUAUGUGUAUACGUAUGUACAUUUCACUAUCUUUGCUUAAUACAUAUAUCAUUAUUGUAUCUACGUAUUCCCUUCACUAAUGCACAUUCUUCUCCUCUAAUUGGAUGCUAUUGCAAUAAUUUAAAUAUGUAUACUUUUUGUAAAAACUACACCUAUUCAUCAAUAAAUUUUUGUAUCUAUUA
Messenger RNA from Bombus pyrosoma, 1237 nucleotides. RefSeq names its product palmitoyl-protein thioesterase 1 (gene Ppt1). Gene Ontology annotation, cellular component: lysosome. The record is from RefSeq and is a predicted model, not a curated record. Gene Ontology annotation, molecular function: palmitoyl-(protein) hydrolase activity. The transcript has 8 exons. Gene Ontology annotation, biological process: receptor-mediated endocytosis; protein depalmitoylation. The coding region runs from base 100 to 999 and encodes 299 amino acids. Lineage: Eukaryota; Metazoa; Arthropoda; Insecta; Hymenoptera; Apidae.